Prunus armeniaca (apricot) is the source of this 651-nucleotide messenger RNA. The record is from the annotation of a GenBank genome assembly. Lineage: Eukaryota; Viridiplantae; Streptophyta; Magnoliopsida; Rosales; Rosaceae.
AUGGAAGUUCCACAGAAAGUGCCCAUUCAGAUGAUUGUGAAAGGGUACAAACCACAGACACCUACUGAACUGGCUGUUGAGGCUGCCAAAGGAAUUUGUAAAUCACCUUUCACCAAUGAUAUUCUGAAGGCUAAGAAGCCCGCAAAUUUCACUCAACCCAAAUUCAAGUUAUUCGAAGGCGUAGCAGAACCCAUCGAGCACAUCUAUCACUUUCAGCAGCAAAUGGUCCUCGAAAGCGAAGACGAAGCAUUGUUGUGCAAAUUAUUCCCGUCUAGCUUGUCGAGGUCGGCUUUGACGUGGUUCAGGCAGUUGAAGCCAAAGUCCAUCGGUAGCUUCAAUGAGCUUUGCGAGGCUUUCAUAUCCCAAUAUGUAUGCAAUCAAAGAAGGAAGAAAGACAUCACAGCGUUGUUCAGCAUAAAGCAGAAGGCAGGUGAGAGUCUCAAAGAUUAUCUGAAGCGAUUCAAGGAGGAAAUUUCUACUUUAGAGACUUAUGAUUCUCACACUGUGUCACUGGCAUUCCUCGAAGGGGUGACGCCGAGAACAAAAAUGCAUAAGUCGUUGGUUAAAACACCACCCCUCGAUAUGAGGGAGGUUCUGGCUUGGGGUCGAUGGAAUCAUCAGACUAGAAGAGGAGGAACUUGCUUUGUCUAA